Messenger RNA from Phytomonas sp. EM1, 322 nucleotides. The record is from the annotation of a GenBank genome assembly. Lineage: Eukaryota; Euglenozoa; Kinetoplastea; Trypanosomatida; Trypanosomatidae.
GUGGAAGGCUUUAGGCAAAAGGGGCAUUUUAGUAAAAAGUGUACAAAAAACGAUCUGUCACGUUAGAUGAUAUCUGUAGCUUUAAAGAAUUUAGAGGACAGUAUUGAGCAAUACCUAGAUGAGAUCAAAAGGACUGGCAAAGGUGACCUUCAGCAAGUAAUAUUGUCUUCAUGCAUUUUUCAGAGUGAGCUUCAUGAACUAACGCGAUGCUUGCAUGAACGGAAUAUACAUAUCGAGCACGAGCGAAGAAGUGGCAAUCUAAAAUACAUAUAAUUGUAAAUGUGCGAAGCAUGAAAUAUAUAUAUAUAUAUAUAUAUAACAA